Messenger RNA from Lactuca virosa, 1092 nucleotides. Lineage: Eukaryota; Viridiplantae; Streptophyta; Magnoliopsida; Asterales; Asteraceae. The record is from the annotation of a GenBank genome assembly.
AUGGAUGAGGCCCACAAGUCUCGGUUCUCCAUCCAUCCAGGGGCGACGAAGAUGUACAGAGAUCUUCGUCCCGAUUACUGGUGGCCCUGCAUGAAGCGGGACGUAGCUUGGUAUGUGGAGAGAUGCCUGACCUUCAGGAAGGUCAAGGCAGAGCACCAGAGGCCCCAUGGCAAGAUGCAGCCGCUAGACAUUCCCGUGUGGAAAUGGGAGGAUAUCACCAUGGAUUUCAUUACUAAGCUUCCCAGGACCGCACGAGGGGUUGAUUCGAUAUGGGUCAUCGUGGAUCGAUUGACCAAGAGCGCCCAUUUUAUACCAAUCCAGGAGAGCAUCUCGGCCGAGAAGCUGGCCGAGAUUUAUGUGCGAGAGGUAGUGGCAUGUCCUGGAGUGCCUGUCUUGGUGGUGUCAGACCGAGACGUCCGGUUCACUUCCAGGUUUUGGAAGCAGUUUCACGAUGAGAUGGGUACUCGUCUCCAUUUCAGCACCGCUUUCCACCCUCAGACGGACGAACAAAGCGAGAGGACGAUUCAAACUCUCGAGUACAUGCUUUGGGCAUGUGUACUAGAUUUCGGUGGCAGUUGGGAUACGUAUCUUCCGUUAGCGGAAUUUUCGUAUAACAACAACUAUCACUCCAGUAUAGACCGGCCUCCCAUCGUGAUGCUCUACGGGAGGAAGUGUAGGACCCCAAUCUGUUGGGGUGAGGUCGGUCAGAGAUUCAUGGGGAGUACAGAGGUAGUACUCAAGACCACGGAGCGGAUUCAGCAAGUCCGGAGCAGACUCCAGACUGCUCAGAGUCGGCAGAAGAGUUACGCCGACAUGAGGCAUUGUGACUUGGAGUUUCAGGUAGGCGAUAUGGUCCUCCUGAAAGUGUCACCCUGGAAGGGUGUCAUUAGAUUUCGGAAGCAGGGAAAGCUGGGCCCCAGUGGCGAUUGUGGAUCACAAGGUGAAGAAGCUGAGAAAAAAGAGGUUAGAGUUAGUGAAGGUGCAAUGCCAGCACCGCAAGGGCUCAGAGUGGACGUGGGAGCCGAGGAGGAAAUGAGAAAUCACUACCCUGAGUUAUUUUCAGAGACAGUAGACUUCGAGGACGAAGUCUAA